AUGCCAGAGCUCCGUCCCGUUCACUGGUCUAUCCCAGGCUAUUUUAACGGCAGGAAGACGCCUGCGAUGAUGCUCCUCGAGUCACCAGACUUCAACAAGUAUGGCGGUGGUCGGGGCCUGAAGGUGAUUCGCCUCUCACCCUCUUACCUCGCCCGUAAGAAUGGGCCUGGCUGGAAGAUGCCCGACAUCCCCGCCGCCGCCCGCGCACACCUUCCCGACGGUCGUACCACGCUCGAAAUGACUCGAGGCGAGUUUGCUUUCCACGUUAGCGAACAGUUCUACGAGCCCAUGAUGGACGCCACCGAGGCGUUUGCCGAUCGCUUCAACGCCGUCGCUCCCGACCUCAUGACGGAAGUGCUGCUGCGCUGGAACAACACUUACUGGCCCAUCGAUUGGAGCUUCUCCUAUCAGUCCGUGUUUCUGGGACACAGUCGCAUCAUGGGUCCGCAGUCUAUUAGCCAGGCCGGGUUCUCAGCCUUCGACUUGGUCGACGAAGAGUUCCUCGCCACGAAAGGCGAGUCCGGCGACCCGCUCUGCGUCUCCGUAUUCCUCGACCCCGCUAAGCCUGGCAUGAUCCACGUCUGCGCUACGCUUCCUGUCCUCGACAAAGAGGUGGAGGAUGACCUCAGCGCUCUCCUUUGCGAGAUUCUCAACGCUGCCGCUAUCGCUUGGAGGACCCGCACUCGCGCCACCCUUAUCCUCCGACAUACCGAGUACAUCUAUGUCAGCUUCGAAGAGUCGUCCAUUGAUCAGCCCAUCCCCACCAUCCGCAUCAGCACAGUUCAGCACGACAACCCCGCCCACCCCAACACUUCGCCCCACCCAUGGGGAUUCACAUUCCUCAACCUCGUCAUGGCGAAUCUCAGCUGGUGGUUCAAGGAGGGCGGUGACAAGCGCUGGCAGCCGUGCCAGCAGGACAGAUACUACGAGAGGCAUUGCAAACCCGAACACCUCGUGGAGUCCCCUGAAUCUCAAUCCGAAGCCCUUCCGACCAUCGAGGAGGAGUCUGCCAACGAGAGCCAGGACAAAACCAAGAGCAAGGUUGAGAAGCGCACGAUGCCCAAGGGCAAGAAGCGGAAGUCUAAGAAGAAGUAA
Molecule: messenger RNA, 1095 nt
Organism: Trichosporon asahii var. asahii CBS 2479
Lineage: Eukaryota; Fungi; Basidiomycota; Tremellomycetes; Trichosporonales; Trichosporonaceae
Exons: 2
Coding region: 1-1095 (364 amino acids)
Source: RefSeq, a predicted model, not a curated record